CUUGGGUUUGGAGCGAAAAUCGAGAGACGUUAGUGCCUUCCGAGGGUAGUACAGAGCAUGCCCUUCAGAGUCGUGGUUGUGAGCUUGAAUCUUCGGAUCUGAAUAGCCCUUCGAAACACAUGAUAUGAGAGUGUACGUUCACAUUGGAGCACUAUGCAGGUCUUGAGGAGAGAUUUACCUGCACGCUGUGUGAAGAGUGUGUUGCCAAUCGAUUUCGUUCCAAAACCCAGUCCCCAGCUUUGGAUCUCAUUCGUUCAGAGAACCAUCAGCAAUGUCACAGUGAGAAGGAAUCCUCAGAAUCAAGCCAGUCUCACGGAUGCAAAUCGAUCGACAAAGGACGAGCCCUGCUCGGCCUAUAGUUCUCUUGACCACCUCCAUCGUUUACAAUCUGUCAACAAUUCGGUGAUGCCCACACAAUUGUCAGGAUCUAGGAGGUUUAGCAGCAUAUACGAAGAUUUUGAUGUUUUUUCUGGAGCCAAAACAGGGCGCGUGCUUAUAGACGGCUAUGAUGAUACAGGGUUCAUUUUGAAUGGUGUAAGGCAUGAAGGGUCCCUUAUUUGUCUGGGUAAACUUGUUUUUAAAUGGACACCAAGGAAACCAUCUGAGAUUACUCCGGAGAGUUUAUCGCUUUUCGAACUUCUUCGACCACCUCCUGAGCUUCUCAUCUUAGGCAACGGCAAGAGAAUAACACCCGCACGACCUGAAGUACGAGCAUAUCUCAAAAAAAACGGCAUAAAGCUGGAAGCGAUCGAUACGAAAAAUGCGGCUUCUACUUUCAAUUUUCUCAAUGAAGAGGGUCGACAAGUAGCAGUUGCGAUGCUGUCUCAAAAUAGUACUGAUAAUUCUUAAAGUUGCAGACUUUAACCGAUCAUUGCUAUUGGAUCAUCUGUUGCAACUGCCACUACUGUACAUACAUCUCCAUAUAUGGUUUAAAAUUUGCAACAUGCUUUCUAAAAUUGUAACACACGACAAUGUUGAAUGAUCGCAAGUCAAAUC
Marchantia polymorpha subsp. ruderalis is the source of this 996-nucleotide messenger RNA. The record is from the annotation of a GenBank genome assembly. NCBI's taxonomy places the organism in Eukaryota, Viridiplantae, Streptophyta, Marchantiopsida, Marchantiales, Marchantiaceae.